AAAAAUACAGCAUAACAUUCACCGGUGAACAUUUUCGAGCCCCCCCGAACGUCGGAUCGUUGCACGAAAACAUUGAAUCUCGAAUGGUAAACAAACAUUACCCAUAAUGGCAACUUUAGGUGCGCUUAUGCGGAAAAAUCUCGCGUAUCAUCAAUUUAGGAGAUCGUUUUGUGUUGCCACCAAAUGUAGACCAGAAGUAACGCUGGAAGAAUCCACCCAACAUGCGGUAGAAACAGGCAAAUACAAACCGAGACAGCACGAGGGCCGUUUAGUAAGUGGUUGUGUCAGCGUUCCAGAACAGAUCGUGAACGCUAUCCUGAAAUGCUGUAAGGAUUAUCCACUCAAGGCGUUGUUGGCAGAGGGAGUAAAGCUAAAUAAUUUUGUUCGCUCCCGCAAAGUGCCUCUGGAAACGGAUGAAAUCAGAAGAAAAAUAAUUGAUCUCAGGCAUUCAGUAGCGGAAGAUAUUCGGGGGAAAAUAGAUGUAGAAAAAAUGGAUGAAGAGCAGUUGACACGUGUUAACCAAGCCGUCGAAACGCAGUCCAAAAAACGCGUCAAGCAGCAUAUUUACGCGUGGAAACCUUUGAACUACGACGAAUACAAAGCCCUCCAGUAUCUACUGGGACGUUCCGCUGCAGAGUACAGUGUACUGAACCGGAUAUUUGAUGAGAUAAAAAUACGCGAUCCUGAAUUCAAACCUCGAAGUUUCAUCGAUUUUGGGUCCGGCGUAGGGACGGGAACGUGGGCCGCAGCCAAUGUUUGGAAGGAAAGCAUUUUCGAGUAUGUUUCGGUUGAUGCUUCCGCUAGUAUGAAUGAUUUGGCUGAGCUGGUACUUCGUGGUGGGGACAUGAACAAAGCAAUGACACUGCGGAACGUGUUCUACAGACAGUUCCUGUCGGCUUCCAACACCAAACACAGCAUUGUGCUCUGCGCAUUCUCACUGUUUGAGUUACCUUCGAGGAAAAUCAGACUGGAAACGAUAGAGAAUUUAUGGAACAAAUGCGAUGGUUAUUUGAUCCUUGUCGAACAUGGUUCUCAGGCUGGAUUUUCAUUGAUCGAAGAAGCGAGAAAGUUUCUGUUGGCGAAGAUCGAAUCCAGUGGGAACGAAGGCCAUAUAUUUUCGCCGUGUCCACACCAUCAGCAGUGCCCUCGUAUGGCGCUCCAAGAUGGAACGCCCUGUAACUUCGAAUCAACCUUCAAUCCAUUGCCACUCAGCAAAGGGGUGGAAGCUAACAAGGCGUUGUAUUCCUACAUCGUGUUUCACAAAGGAAGUCCUACCCAGCAAACCAGGUACCCGCGGUUAGUGAGACAAACACUUGUCCGAUCGAAACAUUCGAUAUGUCGGAUGUGUACUGAAGACGGUCGGCUGCAGGAAAUCAUUUUUACCGCCGCUAAGCAUGGAAAGAUUCUGUAUAGAUGUGCAAGGGCCAGCAAAUGGGGUGAUCAACUGCCAAUAAAAAUUGACUUAAAAGCUGUAGACACUGUAAGUGAAUGCACUGGAAACGUUAGCUAAAAAUGAACGUUUAAAUCCUUGUUAUAUAAUCAGGCUAAAAUGAUGAAAAAAUAA
This is a messenger RNA of Toxorhynchites rutilus septentrionalis, 1564 nucleotides long. Its product is annotated as methyltransferase-like protein 17, mitochondrial. Gene Ontology annotation, molecular function: methyltransferase activity; structural constituent of ribosome. The record is from RefSeq and is a predicted model, not a curated record. Gene Ontology annotation, cellular component: mitochondrial small ribosomal subunit. Lineage: Eukaryota; Metazoa; Arthropoda; Insecta; Diptera; Culicidae. The coding region runs from base 107 to 1510 and encodes 467 amino acids. Gene Ontology annotation, biological process: translation. The transcript has 5 exons.